AUGCUGUCCAUGUAUCCGCCGCCAGGCAUCUACUUCCGCAACCCUUUUGUCGACUCAUCGACCUCGACAUCUCAGUCCUUCAGCCACUCACAUCACAAGCUCCCUCUCGACAUUCAGUCUCCUGCUGGCUCGGCUCAGGUCACCUUCUCGUCGACGAAGCCUCUCACUCCACCACCGGAUAUGAACAGUGUUGCUGCCCAUGUGCAGCCCCAGCACAGCAGCUACUAUGGACAGACACCGUCUGCCGUCCCUAUCAAGUACGAGCACCGCAAAUACGACCAGCCUACCUACGACCAAAACCAGACCCAGAAUCAAGUGCAACUGCCGAAGCCUGAAGUGAGCGCCGCAAGACCACCCAGUCCAGUCUACCAACCACACCCUGUGCACUUUAUCGACCCUCCGAACUCGAAGCGGGACUCGCAUAUGAGCGCGAUCGCACCCUCACUACAGAUUCCACGAUCAGUGAACAAUAGCCAAGGAAGCAUCGCUGAGCUGGCAGCACAGAUCACAUGCUUAUUCUGGUUCGAGAGCUCGAGCACAUUGGACCGGGCUGACGACCCUGCAACGACGUACAAUGUGCAAUCACUGGUACCCGAGGCAAUCCCUACGACAGGCUUCCGCAAGUGGGUGACUACCAUUCUCUCGACCACCCAAGUCACACAGAACGUCAUCAUCCUCGCCCUCCUGUUUGUUUACCGCCUCAAGACACUUAAUCCGAGUGUCAAAGGAAAGCCUGGUAGCGAGUAUCGUCUGCUCACGGUAGCACUCAUGCUCGGUAACAAGUUUUUGGACGAUAACACAUACACAAACAAGACAUGGGCCGAGGUUUCAGGCAUCUCGGUCGCCGAAGUGCACAUCAUGGAAGUCGAGUUCUUGAGCAACAUGAAAUACGCUCUGUUCACAUCGGCUGAAGAGUGGACUCAGUGGCAGAACAGGCUGGGCCGUUUUGCCAGCUUCUUCGACCGCGCCUCGAGACCCAUGCCUCAACUACCACACACUCUCCCAUCGCCGCCUGUCUCGAAUCACGCCUCGCCUCCAUACUACGGUGCUGGUCCCCCCGUCACUCAAUCGUUCCCUCAGUACCCAUCCUCCCUCGGCCCGCUCCCUGAUCUGGCAUCGCAAAUUUCACGGAAGAGAAGCCUCGAUAGCCACACCGAACCUCCGGCCAAGAGGAUUGCUCCGGCUUAUCCUCCCCCUACCCAAACCCUGUCACAAUACGUUCCGAGACCCACUCUUCCAAGCCUGCCUCUUCCUCAGCCUUCACAGCAUCUGCCACUACACUUGCCUCAGCUACCUCCUCUCAAGUACUCGCAACGCUCCGUGAACAACGUUACUCAGCCUCCUGCCUCGUGGACCGCAGCAACAUCUAUGCCGGCCGCCGUCUCGCACGCUUCCACGCCUCUCGCCAUGGCUUCGGUUCCUCAUUCUGUUGCCCAAUCAAGACACCAGAGUCCCUUCCCCACUUCCGCCGCCGGCUCUCCCACCGACGGUCAGUAUCAACCUGCAGGUCAGGCCCACAUGUCUCAGUUGUCGCCGUCCUACUUCUUGGCCCAGCGUAAUAGUCCUUACCGUCCAGUCCGCGGUGUCUCAACCCUGCUAGUCCCGCCUCCAUCUCGCGCCAUGCAACAGCCCCAGAAUGUUCAGCGCGAGCAGAUGCAUUAUCAGCCUCUUGGACGCCCUCAGGAGCGCCAACAAGGUCGUUUGCCCUAUAUCGAAAGUCAGUGGUUCGAAGGAGACCCUUCGUCUACCAAUCAGUGGUAUUCGCAAGCUCAGCAACAGCAGCAUCUUCCUCCUACCUCCUUCUACAACAGGGCUUAG
This is a messenger RNA of Aureobasidium namibiae CBS 147.97, 1818 nucleotides long. RefSeq lists its product as uncharacterized. Gene Ontology annotation, cellular component: nucleus; cyclin-dependent protein kinase holoenzyme complex. Gene Ontology annotation, biological process: regulation of cyclin-dependent protein serine/threonine kinase activity. Gene Ontology annotation, molecular function: protein kinase binding; cyclin-dependent protein serine/threonine kinase regulator activity. Bases 1 to 1818 code for a protein of 605 amino acids. The transcript has 2 exons. The record is from RefSeq and is a predicted model, not a curated record. NCBI's taxonomy places the organism in Eukaryota, Fungi, Ascomycota, Dothideomycetes, Dothideales, Saccotheciaceae.